UUGGCUGAAAAGUUGCUGUGUAAUAUUCAGUCUAACCGCGUGGGAAUCUGAGUUCUGCUUUGUGCUAGGAAUAGCUGAAGUGGUAAUACACAUCCGACACGAGGAGGUAGAAAAUGCCACCAAAAGGAAAGGGUGGCAAAGGUGCCAAAGGGGCAUCUGCUUCAGGCAGUGGGGACGGGGAUAAGAAGGAGAAGGCUCAGAAAGGAGGUACAGCUGUAAAGGUUCGGCAUAUUCUGUGUGAGAAGCAUGGUAAGUGCAUGGAAGCAAUGGAGAAGCUGAAGUCUGGCGUGCGCUUCAGCGAGGUGGCAGCGCAAUACAGUGAGGACAAAGCCAGACAAGGAGGUGACCUUGGCUGGAUGACAAGAGGAUCAAUGGUGGGAGCGUUUCAGGAUGCAGCGUUUGCACUACCCAUCAGCGCUAUGGACAAACCUGUAUACACUGACCCUCCUGUGAAAACAAAGUUUGGGUAUCACAUCAUCAUGGUGGAAGGCAAAAAAUAAAUGGACUUUACUGCUUGAUUUUGUGGUAAAAUUGCCUUUGGGUGAACUACAACACAGCAUUUACAACAUACCAACAUUUUUCAGUCAUUAAAGAUUGUUUUUUAUAUCAAUCAAUAAAUCAAUCAUUUUUAUUUAUAUAGCGCUUUUAACAAAACAGGUUGAAUCAAAGCACUAUAUAUAUAUAUAUAUAUAUAUAUGUCACCAUGUAAAUAGCCGCCAAUAAAAACUUGAUCUUAAUGAGCAAA
Messenger RNA from Puntigrus tetrazona (Sumatra barb), 745 nucleotides. It is a transcript of the gene pin4, whose product is annotated as protein (peptidylprolyl cis/trans isomerase) NIMA-interacting, 4 (parvulin). The transcript is spliced from 4 exons. The record is from RefSeq and is a predicted model, not a curated record. Gene Ontology annotation, molecular function: DNA binding; peptidyl-prolyl cis-trans isomerase activity. Gene Ontology annotation, biological process: rRNA processing. The coding region runs from base 114 to 500 and encodes 128 amino acids. NCBI's taxonomy places the organism in Eukaryota, Metazoa, Chordata, Actinopteri, Cypriniformes, Cyprinidae.